Messenger RNA from Chironomus riparius, 2747 nucleotides. Lineage: Eukaryota; Metazoa; Arthropoda; Insecta; Diptera; Chironomidae. The record is from the annotation of a GenBank genome assembly.
CUCAACUUUAACUCAUAUAGGCAUGUUUGUUUAUUUUCUCUUUCGUACGAUUGUGUCAGUCGUACGCGAACGGUGAAAAGCUCAACACGUUGGAGUACACACACAAUGCUAAUAAUGCAUAGACAGUGAAGAGCAUGAUUAAAAUGUUUAAUUGAAUAACAAAAAAGUAAGUUUUUAUUUCUCAUCGGUGCGUCGAUUAAAGUGAACAAGAAAAUACACGGAGGAAUUUUCAAAGGCUGGUGACAGGUGGCAGUGAAGACGAGAAACAUAAAAAAAUUAAAUUACUUAUUCAAGCGCGACAUUAGUAUUUCUUGUGUUUGUCGUGGAAGAUAGUUCAGUCCGUUAAAUAACAUUGCAAUGACAUCAUCAUUUGAACGAAUAAAGAAUGAGUGCAAAAGAAAGGGAGUCUUAUGGGAGGAUCCGGAUUUUCCAGCAGUUCAAACAUCUGUUUUUUAUCAUCAAACACCGCCAUUUACGUUUCAAUGGAAGCGACCACAUGAGCUCAAUACACAUCCAAUUUUUGUAAAUGACUCUAAUGCAUAUUUUGAUAUUGCACCUGGAAAGAUGGGUGAUCGGUGGCUUGUGUCAUGUUUAGGUAUUUUAUAUUUAUCUAAAGGACUAUUUUAUCGUGUCGUACCUGCCGAUCAAACCUUUGAUCAACCAUAUUUUGGUGUCUUUCGUUUUCGUAUAUGGUGGUGCGGUGAGUGGCAAGAAGUGCUUGUUGAUGAUCGAUUGCCAACAAUAAACGGGAAAUUGGCAUUUCUACAAGCACAACACUCAAAUUCAUUUUGGCCUGGAUUGUUGGAAAAGGCUUAUGCAAAACUGCACGGCUCAUAUGAGGCACUUAAAUAUGGAACAUUACUCGAUGGCUUAGCUGAUUUAACGGGUGGAAUUACAGAAUCAAUGUCCAUAAAAUCUGAUCAAAUUAACAUUCGCCCACCUGUUCUACAUAGUCUUCUAGAUUGCACAAGUAUCAUAACGUGCACAAUUAAUUCAAGUCUAACCAACAAUAAUAGCAACCUUAACAACACCAUCAAUAAUAAUAGUAAUAGCAGCAAUAGUAGCAAUAACUCAAAUAGUCAUCAUACAACAGCAAGUGGACUAAACUCCGGAACAAAUUAUCGACUUUGUUCUUUGGAUAAGGCGGAAACUUUAAUGGGAGAUACUGUUCAAUUGAUAAGGUUGAGAGAUCCAUUAGCUGAUUCGUCUUUUGGUCAAACUAGCGGUUAUAAUGGUGAUUGGUCAUCAUACUCAAAUCAAUGGGAACGAGUAUCAAUGCAAGAAAGAGAUAGGCUUUUAGGGCAGUUGGAUGUUGGUGAAUUCUGGAUGUCAUUCGUUGAUUUUAUCACAAAUUUUACUCAUCUCGAGUGUGUUCAUCUUGAUUCCGAUACAGCACGUGAUGAACCAUCACUUACAGACCGUUGUCGUCGAUGGCUAAUGAGAUUAUAUCAAGGAACAUGGAAGCGCGGUAUAAGUGCUGGCGGAUGUAGAAAUAACCACGAUACAUUCCAUAUAAAUCCACAAUUGCAACUAGUUCUAAACGAACGGGAAGAUGUUAUUAUAUCAUUGAAUCAGCACAGCGUAAUGGAGCCAAAAGUCAUUGGAUUUACGCUUUAUAGUCUAAACAAUUUAGCACAACAAACCAAAAUUACAGAGUGCCUACCGAAAACAUUUUUCAAGAAACAUAAGUCGCUACUUAAUUCUCAAUAUACAAAUUCGCGACAAAUUAGUCAGAGGUGUUCAUUGGAGGCGGGACGAUAUCUCAUUAUGGCAACAACAUUUGAACCAGCUGAAGAGUCUGCUUUCAGUGUGCGUGUCCUCGGAAGUUCAAUUCGUUUGUCAUUACUCGAAACACAGACAAUGCUUCUUCUUGAUCCAUUCCAGACAACUGGAAUAUCUGGAUCAUCUUAUAAAUUAAAUCAAUUGAAUGAUGAUGUUAGCUUAACGAAUGGAACUACUCAAUAUGAGCCAGUAUUUCUGCAGCUAGCUGACGAUCAUAAAACAAUUAACUGCUUUGAUCUUCAAGAGCUCUUGGAAGCAUGCUUACCAAAUGACUAUAUUCGAAGUUGUGCCAAUUUAGAUGUGUGUCGACAAAUUGUUUGUCUAAUGGAUAAACAAAAUCGAUCACGAAUCACGUUUAAUGAUUUCAAACUCUUUAUGAUUAAUUUAAAGACAUGGCAAGGUGUGUUCAAGAUGCACACAAAAGAAAAAACGGGAAUUUUGAGAGCAGAAAGAUUUCGUGAUGCUCUAUGUGACGUCGGAUUUCAACUCAGCACUGACAUUCUUUCAAUAUUGAUUUUGAAAUACAUGAGACGAGAUGGAACAAUGAGAUUAGCUGAUUUUGUGUCUGCAAUUCUUCAUCUGACGAUGGCAUUUGAGCUGUUUAAGAGUAAAGAUACUAAUCAGGAUAAUCAAAUUAGGAUGAACCUUAAUGAAUGGAUAAAGUCGGUGCUAAUAUGUUAAAUAAACUCAUGAACCAUACGUACUAAACAAUGAGGAUAGACAAUACGUCUCUUUUGUGAUUUUGAAAGUUCAUUUGACUCUUCUUUAAUGAUGGAAUUAAUUAUGACAAGACAAAAGACAUCGAAAAAUAUUAUUUUGUUGCUGUAUAUCAUUAAAAAAUGUAUUUAAAUUAAUUUAUAAAAAGAUUUUCGCUCGUUUUUAUUUUCAAAACAACAAAAAAAGAAGUCCAACAGAAAAAAAAGAGAAAAGGAAAGAAAUAAAAGAAAAAUAUUUUUAAUACUGUA